Molecule: messenger RNA, 1097 nt
Organism: Meleagris gallopavo (turkey)
Lineage: Eukaryota; Metazoa; Chordata; Aves; Galliformes; Phasianidae
Gene: HAUS1
Product: HAUS augmin like complex subunit 1
Biological process (GO): spindle assembly; centrosome cycle
Cellular component (GO): HAUS complex; cytosol
Source: RefSeq, a predicted model, not a curated record
CGCGGGAAAUGGCAGCGUUUUUGCAGGAGAAAGCGGAGCGGAUUGCUUCAUGGCUAAAGAAAACGUUUGAAAAUCAGCUGGUGUCACAACUUGAAGUGAACGUGGAGAUCGUUGAUCUCUUGCAUAUGUUUUUGGAAUACAGUGAAGAAAGAGAGAGAAAUGUUUCGUUUCUGAUAGAAGACAUGAAGCAAGUGGCAGCAGAAUAUGAUGCAGAUGCUGAAUAUUUGCAGAGCCUUCUCGUAGAAAGCCUUGAUCUUUCACCAUCCCAACUGUCCAAAGAAGGCGGUGCCCACCUUAAAACUCUGGUAGACAGUGCAAUGAUACUUGAAACAAAGGACACUUCUUUUACCAGCUUCUUCUGUACCAUCAGUGAUAGGAGUUUGGAACUGCAUGCAGCAGAAUCAGAAAACAAAGAAAUGGAACAGGAAUUGCUCAUCUUUAAGAAAAAACUGGCUGUUAAACUGUUGCUGGAAGAGCGGUUAGAGAAGAAUCUUGACAAAGUAAAGUCACGUCUUCAGACUGAAGGAUCCAAAACUAAGAGCCGAUUUCUGAACCUGAAGUUCCUGAAAGACAAAUGUGAAGAUUUAAGAAUUAGGAUUAAGACUGUUGUGAAGCAGCUUGCUGCCAACGGGAUAAACCAGUCAUUGAUUCAUGAGUCAUUACUGGGCAUGUAUGAGAAACUGUUUGUAAUGCAGGAAGAAAUGGAGUAUCUGAAGAAGGAUCUUAAGUGCUACAUUGAUCUACCUCCUAGUCUUUCCCUUGCACGAGUGAAGGUUGAAGAAACAAAACGACAACUGAGUGCCUUGGAGGUAGACCUCUCAAAGACUGUUGAAAUGCUGACUCAAGAUAUGCUGGAAACCAGAAGACUCUAGUUCACCUGAAGUAUCCUGAAUAGAAGAUUUCCUUCUUGUUGAUUUAUCUGCACUAAUGAAAAAUUUUGUACUUAGUAUAUUCUGCAGCUUUCUGCCUUACGCUUAUCAUGGUUGGAAUGGCAUGCUUGUGACCUUUCAGCAAGCAAGCUCUUUUCUUUAGUGGUUCAUGUUGCAGUGCAUUUGUAAAUGUCAGCUAUUUUUCCAAUAAAAUUAUUUCUUCCCAAA